AUGGAUGACUACCUUGGGUCUGUGAAAAACCCAGAAACUGCUUUAAGGUUAAGUCGCAGUUUAGUUGAACUGCUUAAGUUGGGUGGGUUUAAUCUUAGAAAAGUUAUUAGCAACGUUCCCAAAUUGUCUUCGAAACUAAAUCCCCCUAAGACCAGCGCUAACAACAGUAAGGAAAUUUUUACCGCUGCGAUUAAUCCGGAAACCGCAUCGCAUGUUCUCGGUCUCAAAUGGGACCACGUCACCGAUACGUUGGUUGUGAGCAGAGGAGUCAACCGCGAACUCAAAGACUCUGUUACGCAGCGAUCGGUCCUUAGUUUUGUGUCCUCCGUGUUCGACCCCAUAGGUCUUGUGGCCCCGUAUACCGUACGCGCACGUUUGUUACUGAAAGAUAUCUGGAGAUUGAGUGGCCAACAGUGGGACGACCCACUGCCAAUUGAGUUGUGCCGCAGAUUCACUGAAUGGCACUCUGGCCUGCCAGUUUUAGGGCAGCUCAAAAUACCUCGUUGCUAUUUUGACUUCUCAGUAGAUGAGGUUGAGCUGCACAUGUUCGGUGAUAGCUCUUUGGACGUUUUCUGUUCUGUAGCAUUCCUUCGAGCUCAGAAAAAUGCCUGUUCCAAAUGUCAACUAGCGUUUGUUUUUGGUAAAGCAAGAGUAGCCCCGAUGAAGAUGCUUUCAAUUCCGAAGUUGGAACUUCAGGCUGCGCUUCUUGCCAGUCGCCUGAAGGAUGAUAUCGAGAAAGCUCUGACACUGAGUAUUUCCAAAGUGUUUAUGUGGACUGACAGCACAACAGUCCUUCAGUGGUUGAAUUCGACAAGCAAACAGCCCGUGUUUGUAGCCAAUCGAGUAGCCGAGAUUCUGGAGUCAACAUCAAUUGACCAAUGGUUCCAUGUUUUGAGUGGAGACAACUCCGCUGACACCGGAACUAGAGGGUCAAGAAAGUUGACUGACGAUAUUUUGAACACAACCAUGUGCCUAGUUGAAGGUUCACUAAACGCCCGUCCACUCACUCCCGUUUCCGACGACCCCGAUAGUCUUGAGGCUUUGACGCCGAAUCAUUUCCUCUUAGUUCCCCCACUUUGA
Molecule: messenger RNA, 1080 nt
Organism: Symsagittifera roscoffensis
Lineage: Eukaryota; Metazoa; Xenacoelomorpha; Acoela; Convolutidae
Exons: 3
Coding region: 1-1080 (359 amino acids)
Source: RefSeq, a predicted model, not a curated record